AAAUCAGAAGCAAAAAGCUGCGCCCAACUACCUAAGGAUGGUUUCACUUCUAACGGCGUGUACACAAUCAAUCCAGAUGGUGGUAAACCAAUACGAGUGUUGUGUGACAUGACCAAGGACGGUGGAGGCUGGACCGUUUUUCAGAGACGUUUGGACGGCUCUGUUGACUUCUUUCGUGACUGGAAAUCUUACAAAGAGGGGUUCGGAAGUUUGAGCGGCGAGUUCUGGCUCGGAAAUGACAAUCUUCACCGUUUGACGGAUGCUAAUGACUUCAUGUUGAGAGUUGACUUGGAGGACUUUGAGGGGAACAUCACAUACGCCGAGUACAAGACAUUUAAGGUUGCAGACGAGGCUGAUAAGUACAGACUCACUCUCGGAGAAUACAAUGGCACCGCGGGAGAUUCCUUCAUGUAUCAUAGGUAUCGUAAAUAGUCAAGAAAUACAUGGGUGUUGAAUGUGUUUCGUUCUCUCUUUGUCUUGGGCCGAAUCAAUGAUCAACCAAAAACGUUUUCUUAACUCAGUCUUAUCAUCUCUCUUGAUAUUCUUUAAGUUAAAAGUGAAGUUGCCUCUGAGACUGACAGCCAUAGGAAUCGUGGAGGUCAUUGGGCAGAAUGUUUAUUGUUCUCGCGACAUUUACUUGCAGUGGCGAAAAGAUUAUAGAUCUGACACGGUUUUUUUGGAAAUGAGAACAAAAUUUAAGCACUUACUGAGAACCGAUCAUUCUGAAUCAGAGAGUGGUAAUUUUUCUGAAAUGUCAAUUGCUGUUUUGAGGCUUUCAGGCGAUGAGUCGCUAGUAUUUUGAGGACCGAUAAGUUGGUCGAGUUUAUGGACUUUAAUUUGGUACAAAUGGUUAAAAAGUUUAGAGCUGGCAUCCUGAAUUUUUCCACAAAUAGAUUGUACUAAAACAGCUGGACACAUUUCGGAAAGUUUACAGCGACAAUUUAGAAUUUGUUCGUUUGUUCGGCACAUUGCUCUGAUUGUGAUUCUCAUAAUAUCACCUGGCGUGAAAAAGCAUUGUGGGCGCACUGGAUUUGGUGACGACAUUGAGAUAAAGAAGAUACGUGAAAACUGGAGCGAAAACCAUAAGGAAUAACUUUGGAAUGAAGGCAACGGCCAAUGAAAUGGAUAUGGCUACAAUAAGAAUGGCUAAACGGUAUGCUAGAUCUUUACAAAUAGGAGGAAAAGGAACAAGGUAACUUACGAUUUCCUGGCGUAGUUCCUUCGUAAGUUUCUAUAGGUAGUUGUCCCACCCAACUUAUUUUCAGCUAUUCAGAUAAAAUUAUAGCACCUGUGGUCAAAACUUUACCAUCUUACAUUAAGAACAGCCAACACGCACUUGAAACUUUUCGUGACUUUAAUUUCCUUGGCCAAAACAAACCUAUUUUCUCUGAGGAUAUCAUUAUAUUCUAUCCUAUUGUGCCCUAUCCUAAACUACUGUAUUCUAUUCUGUUCUAUUUUAUUCUACUCUACGAUAUUAUAUUAUAAAUCUACAUCUUUAUCUCUGUCUCUCUCGCGUCUCUUGAUUCCUUCUUUAAAGCAACUUGUCAAAGUAGUUCCUUUAAGCAGAAUUGGUUUUCUGAGUUUUAAGGGAAAAUUUCAUUCCUCAUUAGCUAAACAGAAAUGAAAGAAGGCAACACAAGUUUUAUUCUUAUUCCAGCCAUAUGUAGUUUUCCACAAAAGAUCAAGAUAGUGAUGUGUAUGAGGUUUUUAUGUUGAACCUGGCCCCGGUUGUUCGAUGGGUGCAGAACACUAUUCACUGGAUAAAUCUCUAUCCGGUAGAUAGCGCAAAACGUUUUAGCGAUUUAUCCGUAGGACAGCGUUAUCCGCCCUGUGAAUAAGUAAGCCUGGUCUAUUUGUGAUUUAUCUCCAGGGCUUGUCCAUAUCACCAUUAUUAGAUUAACCUUUAGUUUGUUCCUAUUUUUAUAUUUGCAAAUGCUCAUUUCCUUGGUCGGGCGCUGAUGUGGGUUUGAGUGUCGCGUUAGCAAGUUUCCCUUAUGUGCUUCUAGUUACUUUCACUUAUAUUUCGUAUUCGUAUUUCUAGGGGGGCUUUUAUCCGUGGAUUUACUCAUUUCAUUUAUUCAUUUAGUGUUUGUCACCGAAUUAGAUUUUCAAAGAAAGUAUCCAGUUGUGGAUAGGCUUAAACUCACGCGCAAGUCUUACGGAAAAAAAACCUUAAAUGUACAACUUUUUAUAUAGAGAGACAACGAAGAUGGGCAGGGAGCAGACAUCAAAUUCAAAUUUAGUUGAGUCUUCAGCGACAACUCGGGGAGGGGACGGUCUAGAGACUCCACCCCCCCCCCUCCCUAUAAAACCCGUGAGUAAGUUUAUUCCAUGUCUUUAACCAAAAUUCUUUCAACGACGGGAUUGCAUAUUACCACUAAAAGUAUUAAUUAAAAGUUCAAAUUUCAUCAAACAAGUGUUAAAUUAUUUGAGCUCUAGUUUAGACUGUGUUUUCCGAAUCAAGUGUUGUAACCCACCCAAUAAAAAAUUCCUGGAUCCCUUUGUAACUUUUAAGUCCACAGGACGUUUGUUUACCAUUGGAGUGGGGAUCAGCUCCGCCUCCCUCCUCCCCAGUCCUCCCCUGACAAUGUAUUCCUGAUUUUGCCUUAAUCUCGUUUAUUUUUUUCUUUUACUGACGAAAGCUGUAUAUCUACACUCUUAAUAAAAACUUGCGUUGCUCAAGGGCUCAUUGGAGGCUCCUAUAAUGAGGACCUGAUCGCAGUCAAAACACUAAAAUUAAAUCAAAGUUGUCUUAAAGUCCGUGUCUAAAUUUCUAUAAACACUUGACUCUAAAAUUCAAACAUAAAAUUGCAACUACCAAAACAUCUUAUCAGAAGUUGCCAACGCCAGUUAUAGGAACGCUUUUGAUUUUACACAGUGACUCUACAAUAACGAGUCUUGUUUACUUGAUCGAUUUUAAUUUGAAAUUUCAACAAGUUCAAGAUUAAUAAUUAAUACUGUGAAGUUGAAAACCGAAGAGUUGUGAUAAACAUCAAAUAUUGAAAGAUGCCGAGGCAUUUAAGUGACAGAUUCCGAAGUAUGUAUCUGCUUAAACUGCUUCUAGUGUCUCUAACGAUCGCUUUUACAUACGGAGACCCUCGAAUGAUGACACCUGUCUUCCAAGCCGUUAACUUUGCCAGAGAAAUAAGAGGUCGACGCCUUAAUGGAAGUGUUAUUAGAGAAAUACAGGUGGAUUCAGAGAGUUCUUGUCGACUACAUUGCGUGAAAGAAAGCUCAUGUCUGUCAUACAACUUUGGAUCCACAAUAAACAACAAGAAGUUUAAAUGUCAACUAAGCGACUCCGAUCGCUUUGCUAGUUUUAAGAAUUUCACCGAAGACAAUAAAUUUCUCUACCGAGGAGUGAAGGUAAGAAACUUUAGAUCUAGUUUUUCUAGAAGGAAAUAGGUAAGCAUUAUAUACCCUGUAGAAUAAACUUUUUUAAAAUGUAUGCUGACGUGAUGUGUAAACUUUUGAGUGUUUCAAGGUUCUAAACAACUUCGGAUUAUAGGAAAAAACUCAAAUUUCCUCACUUUUAAUGAAACAAAGACAGUGUAACCAACUGUGUUAUUAAAACCACAUAUCCUUGAUGUUCUUGUCUCAAAUUGAAAGAUGAGAGUUCGUUCGAAUAUCAUUCUGAAAAGAAUUGGAAAGAGAAUGGAAAAAAAUAGGACGAAAAUUCUUACAAAGUUCUUAACAUUUCGUCGAUCUCGUUAGAUCAAGCUCGAUUUAUCCUUUUCAUUUUUGAUAGGAAGUUUCGACUUGAUUCUAUUAAUGUGAGAGAUAAACAUCUGCAGCAUACAAAGAAUGUUUUCACUUGUUUGAAUUUAUGUAAAAUAUAUUCAUUUCAUGGGAAACAAUCCAUGUGCAUGCUUUAUGAAUAAGCUUAUUGUGAUAAAAAAAUAUUUCAUCUGUGAGGCCAUUAAAAUUUAAAUUUCAUUGUAUAAUCCGUUUGGUAUCGUGACUAUCGUGACUAAUUUUGCUCAAGAAAGAGGUAUCUUUAACAACCCUGACGUGACAAAUGCACAUGAUUUUUUUGAACGAAACGUUUUAACUGAAAUGUUCUUUGAAUUCUCUUUCUUCCUUCACUACCCCACCUCUUUCUAACAAAAAAUACUUAUGGAAGAUCUUUCAAACAUAAAAAAUCGUAAUUAAUUUAAGAGAUCCUCGCAGCUAAGAACACUACUGAACUUGUGAUUGAAAGUAGGACCUGAAAAAAUUCAGGUCCGUACGGGAUUUGAACCCAUGAUCUGUGCGAUACCGGUCCAAAUAAACCAUUCAAGUGAUGAAUAAUGAUUUUAGAUGUAUGAAAUUUAUAUAUUUACACUGCGGUGAAGAAACGAGUUUAAGAGAUCCUCGCAGCUAAGAGCACCACUGAACUAGUAGUUGAAAAUAGGACCUGAAAAGCUAGCUCAGUUGGUAGAGCGCUGCACCGGUAUCGCUGAGGUCAUGGGUUCAAAUCCCGUACGGACCUGAAUUUUUUUCAGGUCCUAUUUUCAACUACUAGUUCACUUGUGUUCUUAGCUGCAAGGAUCUCUUACAUUCGUUUCUUCACCGCAAUACAAAUAUAUAAAUUUCAUAUAUCUAAAAUCAUAAAAAAUCGUGAUAAAUAAAAUGAAAUAAAGAAACGUUUGCUCGGAAUUCGGAGAGCCCAACCGUGUCCUACGUAGCCCGACGUGAUUCGCUAUUUAAGUGUAAAAGUAUGACGAAGGUUAGAGAUUGACAGCUCUGCAAGUGUCACCUUUAUAAGCGGUGACUCACACUUUCCUUGAGAGAUCGGAGCUAGUCCCCGUUGUAAUAACUUGAGUAGUAAGAGUGAAUAAAGAAAGGGACAACAAAAUAACGAGUGUUAGGAACUAUUUUCUAAUAAUUUAUAGAAAGUUGGGACGGUGACCCUCACUUUCCUCGAGAGAUCAGAGCUAGUCCCGGUUGUGACAACUAGUGUAAAAGGAAAGAAUAAAGAAAAAGUCAACAGAACGAGUGUUAUAGUAAAUUUUACACUUAACACAAGACCCCCUCCCGCUUAACAAGGACUAAAGGGAUUAAAUUGAAGUAAUAAAAGGUUGGAGGAGUCAAUGUGUCACAAAUACUGUCGCCGAUUGUAGGUUUUUAGUACUGUUAAAGGUUGUAAGACUUGAAAUCGACGUGUAAGUUGGCAAGGAUUUGUUCUGUCUGUGCACUAUUCGCCAUUACUUCUAACUUGUUAAAAUUGCAGUGCAGAUUCCAUUUUUUGGUCCAUGCUGCUAGCUCAUCGAUAUCGAAUUGUGGCUCCUGUUUUUCUUUUUCUACGUUUUCCAGUUCCUUUCAUAUCUUAGUGUCAUCAGCGGACACUAAUUUAAUAGUGUUGGAAAUGUUUGAUGAUAUUUCAUUGACGCAUAUUAAGAAGAGAAUGGGAACAAGGAUCGUGCCACGAAGACACAAAUAACACUCGGGUCCAGGAAGAUUAAGUGCCACGCACCAGGACACGUUUUGGGCAGCCAAAGAGAAUUCUACACCAAGAUAGUAGACUGAGGUCUAUCUAUUCCAUGCCAUUUUAGCUAAGGCACCAAUCGUUCAUGGGGUACGAAAUCGAAUGCUUUCGGAAGGUCUAAAAAUGACAUCCGUUGGUCUUGAUUUGUGUCUGAGUCAGUCGUUAAAACAAGAAAUAUAUUUAGUUAUCUUAUUCAACACAUUGUCUGCUGUAAAUGCACUGCGGGUGCAAUCUAUAACAAGCCAGAAAGUACGCAGCGAAAACAUUAAGUUUGCCCGGUUGAUUUAACUUUACUUCAGAAAAAAUGAUGUCGAUAUGCAGGUGCUUUUAAACAAUUUGAGCCUCGCGGUCUGAAGCCGUUCUACUGAUAUUUUCCCCUCUUUUGCGACAGAGAAGUGAUCCCCAGUUUCUUUUAAGCCCACCGGUGGGCAGAUUUCAGAACAAUUCAAUGAUACUCGAUCGUCCUUAUCUGAGAAGACUAAAAAGUCUAACUGUUUGGAGUUAUCAGAGCAAAGCUAACGCAUUGCCCUCAGUUAUUUUAAAACCCUGACAGUUAGUCUGGUCAGGGAACCUAAUGUUGGCCUCUCUGGAAGCUUAUGAUCUGAUUCAAUCUGAGAAUAUGAAACACAUGCAAUUUUAAAAGUCUAUCAGUCAAUCAAUUCAUAGGGUACCUGUAUUUUAAUAUAAGUAAUCAGGUGCUUUUGUUUUAACAGAGUGAUUGUGAGGUCAGCUCUUCCCUUUGUGCAGAAAACGAGAUCUGUGUUCCCAACUAUAAAGACAACACUGCAGAAUGCAGAUGUCGUUAUGCUUCUGGAUAUACGGGAAAACCAUGCGGUGAGUAUCAUGUCUAACGCUUUCACUAGUUUGCCACUUUAUAUUGACUGACAGCAUGCGUUAAGUCUUAAAUAUCACAAUUUGGAUCAAGUAAAAUGACUCUUACAGCUCAUCCACCCUGGUCAAUUAAUUAAUUUGAGCUCUAUUAAUUAUUUCUUUUUCUUCUAAAAACAGAAGCGAAAUGCUGCGCUCAACUACUUAAAGAUGGUUUCACUUCCAAUGGCGUGUACACCAUCAAUCCAGAUGGCGGUAAGCCAAUACCAGUGUUGUGCGACAUGACCACAGACGGUGGAGGUUGGACCGUUUUCCAGAGACGUAUGGACGGUUCCGUUGACUUCUAUCGUAACUGGAAAGCUUACAAAGAGGGGUUCGGAAGUUUGAGCGGCGAGUUUUGGCUCGGAAACGACAAUCUUCACCGUUUGACGAAUGCUAAUGACGUCAUGUUGAGAGUUGACUUGGAGGACUUUCAGGGGAAUAUCACAUACGCCGAGUACAAGACAUUUAAGGUGGCAGACGAGGCUGAUAAGUACAGACUCACUCUCAGAGAAUACAAUGGCAAAGCGGGAGAUUCCUUCAUGGGUCAUAGGUAACAUAAAUAGUUAAGAAAUGCAUUGGUGUUGAAUGUCUCAUGCACGCUUAACUCUUAUAUUCUCUCUUGAUAUUCUUUAAGUGUAAAGUUCCCUCUGAAAAUGAAAGAUAUAGGAAUUGUAGAGGUCAUUAAGCAGAAUGCCUAUUGUUCUCGCAGUGGCGAAAAUAUUAUAGAUCUCUGAUAUAAGCGGCGAAGCGUAAACGGGAAGACUCUCAUUGGUCGAAGAUCACACGCGCUUUCCUCCGUAACGAGAAAACAAAAAUAAGUCAGUUGAAUGAAAAGCGCUCGUCGAUACCCUGGAGAUUAAGAAUGCCGAUUUGAAAGAUAAUUUUUUGUUCUACAGUUUUGCGGCUUUCCGAACUGCCUACAUGUAGGGAAAGGCCGCAAACUGCCAUAUGCUGCCUAGAAUGAUUAGGGAGAUUAAACUGUCUAGCGACUGGUUUGGAUGCGUGAGGGUCAUUUCUUUCUACGUCGCGAAGGUGUUCUCGGAAUCGGUCACCGAAUCGUCUUCCUGUUUCACCAAUGUAUAACUUUUUGCAAUAAGUGCAAGUUAUGCAGUUAAUGACCUGCCGUAGGUGCACGUUAAGUGAUCAGUGAUCUUAAUGGCUCCCUUAGGUCCCGUAACUGCGUGGUUGUGAGGGUGAAAUGUGAGAGUGAAUGGAAUGCAAUCGGUGUUUUCCUUCUCAGCCGUUUUUAAUGCUGACUGUCGAUCGAUUUGUUGGGCACGGUAUGAAAUUCUUGACGUGUGGUGGAUGCGAAGAUUAAUAUAACAAGUACCUAUAUCUUGCUAGUAAACACUAGUCCAUAGAACGUUGCCUUCAAUUGAAAUUUUGGUGUCUAGAAUAGCCAAAGAAGUGUCGGAAACUUCCCAAGUAUAUUUAAGAACUGGAUGAAAGGAAUUGACGACGAUUACAAAUUAAGUGAGCUCCUCUCUGGUAGAAGAGGUAGCGCCGAUGUAGCUAUCAAUGUAGCGGUCGUAAAGUUCAGGUUCAGUGGGGCCGUGGUAUUGACUAAAAAAAUUGGUGUUCGAUAAAACCUACGAAAAGAUUGGCUUAGCUGGGUACCAUAGUUGUAUCCAUGCCGGCUACGCCAUUAGUUUGUUUGUACUAGUUGCCAUCGAGUGAAAAGUAAUUGAGUAUAAGUACUAGUUCGGUUAGACGGAGUAGUGUUUCAGAGCUAGGUUCCUUAAUAAUGCGUUGAGACCUCCAUUGUUGGGAAUGACUAUAAAGAGAUGAAAUAUCCAUAGUAAAAAUAAGUUUGUUUUGGCUAAGGAAGUUAAAGUCACGAAAACUUCAAGUGCGUGUUGGCUGUCCUUUAUGUAAGAUAGUAAAGUUUUGACGUACAUGCCAUAAUUUUGUCUAAAUAGCUGGAAAUAAGUUCGUUCGACAACUGCAGGAAAAAAAACGAUGGGUCGGUCGGCCUGGGUGGUUAGGUUUGUGGAUUUGAGGUAAAAAGUAAAUACAUAGGAGUGUUGAUGGUAAGAUUUUUUGCAGUGGCGAGCAAUUCUUGUUUAGUUAGAAGAUCGUUAAUAGUGUUUUUCACAAUUUUUUGAUUAAUGAAAGUGAGAUCUUUUUCAACUUUGGCAUAAAAAGAGGUGUCAGAAAGUUGACGCAAAGCUUCUUUUUGGUAGAGGUCGGUCAGCCGAACAAAGACUGCACAGCCUGUGUUGGCCGCUUUAAUAACUAUGUCUUUGCGUUUUUUAGUCUUCUUAAUGUCGACCACUCUUUUGAAGAAAGGUUGGAAAUUUGGUGUUACGAUUAUUUUAGUCUUUUAAUAUCGUGGCGAUAUUUUUUGAUGAAAAAAUCUAAAGAUGUGAAUUGGACCUCUGGGGGAGUCCAUUUAGACUUUCGAAUCUGAAGUGUUUCGAAAGAAUCUUUGAUCGAGGAAUCAUCCUCUUUGUCGUGAAAAAAUAGCUUUCAAUUAAACGCGGCGAAGGAUUUUUUAAGGUCUUGCUUGACUGAAAAUUCGUCGAUUUUUUUAAAAAUGGGAUCAAAAUUUAACCUCUAACUGCGAACUGAUUUUUUUUUAAUCCGAAAUUGGUAAUUUUUCUGGAAUGCUAAUUGCAGUUUUGAGGCUUUCAGGCGAUGAGUCGCUAGUAUUUUGAGGACCGAUAAGUUGGUCGAGUUUUUGGGCCUUAAUUUGGUGAAAAUGGUUAACAAGGUUUAGAAAUGGCAUCCUGAAUUUUGGCACAAACAGAUUGUACUAAAACAGCUGGACACAUUUUGGAAAGUUCAAAGCGGCAAUGUAGAAUUUUUUCGUUGAGUUCGUUAUGUUUUUAGCACAUAGCACGGAUUGUAAUUUUCAUAAUAUCACCUAGCGUGAAAAAGCGUUAUGGGCGCACUGAAUUUGGUGACGACAUUUAUUAGAAUGAGAAAAAGAAGAUGCCUGAAAAUUGGAGCGAAAACCCUUAGGAAUAACUUUGGAAUGAAGGCAACGGCUAAUGAAAUGGAUAUGGCUACAAUAAUAAUGGCUAAACGGAAUGCUAGAUCUUUACUAAUAGGAGGAAAAGGAACAAGGUAACUUACGAUUUCCUGGCGUAGCUCCUUGAUAAGCUUCUAUAGGUAGUUGUCCCACCCAACUUAUUUUAGAUAAAAUUAUAAUACCUAUGGUCAAAACUUUACCAUCUUACAUUAAGGACAGCCAACACGUACUUGAAACGUUUUGUGACUUUAAUUUCCUUGGCCAAAACAAACUUAUUUUCACUAAGGAUAUCAUUAUAUUCUAUCUUAUUGCGUCCUAUCCUAAACUACUGUAUUCUGCUCUAUCCUAUUCUAUUCUACUCUACGAUACUGUAUUAUAAAUCUACCUCUUUAUCUCUGUCUCUCUCGCGUUUCUUUAUUCUUUCUUUAAAGCAAUUUUUCAAAGUAGUUUCCCUAAGCAGAAUUGGUUUUAUAAGUAUUAAGAGAAAAUCUCUUUCCUCGAUGGCUAAACAGAAAUGAGACAGGGCAACUUAAGUCUUAUUCUUAUUCCAGCCAUAUGCAGUUUUCCACGAAAGAUCAAGAUAGUGAUCUAUAUGGUAAAAGCUGUGCCCAACUCUACAAAGGGGCCUGGUGGUACGAAAGCUGCCAUGCGUCCAAUCUAAACGGAUUGUAUUUGAAUGGCCAACAUGCCUCUCAUGCUGAUGGAGUCAACUGGGGCACGUUGAGAGGCCAUCACUACUCACUAAAACGCACCGAGAUGAAAGUAAAAGCCAAGGGAUAA
Pocillopora meandrina is the source of this 10091-nucleotide messenger RNA. The record is from the annotation of a GenBank genome assembly. Lineage: Eukaryota; Metazoa; Cnidaria; Anthozoa; Scleractinia; Pocilloporidae.